GGGAGGAGACAGCCAGUUCAAAGAUGUCACGUAAAAAAAGACGUCAGAAACAAAAAAAGGAUUUGCCAGAAGCAGCCAAUGGCAGUGGAUUGUUGACCAACUGGUUCAGAGCAAGUACCGCAGCAGAAACUGCUGCCAACACAGGAGGAGCAGUAGGAGCAGUGGGUGCAGUGCUCAUGGCCCCUGUGAUCUUGAGCGCCAUCGGCUUCACCUCAGCUGGGAUAGCAGGGGGCUCCUACGCUGCAAGCAUGAUGUCGUCUGCUGCCACCGCUAACGGAGGAGGGGUGGCAGCAGGAAGCCUGGUGGCGAUUCUACAAUCUGCAGGUGCAUCCGGUUUUACAGAGAUCGCCAACACGGUUCUGGCCAGCAUUGGAGGUGCUCUUGGAACCUGUGUCGGAACUGCAGUGGGAUGGCUGUCAAACAUCUUUCAGAAACGAAACGAACAAAAAAGAAGGGAGGAAGCGAUGAAAGCCAUUCUGUUUGGCAUCGCUGCAGGAGCUUUAUUUAUGUGGUCAAAACGCUAAUUAUUAUCUUUGCUUUCUCAGUAUUGGUGACCUCAUGUUAUACAUUUAAUUGGUGGGGAACUAAAAGAGCCACUUCAUCAUCUCAUUUCUGCUUCAUUGGUGCUCCAGUUAAACAAAAUAAGACAGAACCCAACUUUUAUUAACUUCUUUACAUAAAGUUUAAAAUAUGAAUUUCCUGUGUGAUACAUCAAUACAAAGCAUAGUUGUGAAAUAGAAGAAACAUGAUUUAUGAAUUUCCAAUUGGCUAUGACGUAAAACUAAAUUCUUAUUCACUCCCCUCUAGGUCUGUAAUUUUUUUUUCUUGAACUGCCUUUCGCUACAGAUUUGUAAUUAAUUUUGGAUUUUGCCUUUUUCAGUUGAAACCAGAAGUUUACAUGUAGCAAAUAAGUAUAUGUAAACUUUUGGUUUCAACU
This is a messenger RNA of Poecilia reticulata (guppy), 937 nucleotides long. Its product is annotated as interferon alpha-inducible protein 27-like protein 2B. Gene Ontology annotation, cellular component: mitochondrial membrane. The record is from RefSeq and is a predicted model, not a curated record. Lineage: Eukaryota; Metazoa; Chordata; Actinopteri; Cyprinodontiformes; Poeciliidae. Gene Ontology annotation, biological process: intrinsic apoptotic signaling pathway; release of cytochrome c from mitochondria.